GCCAGGUAUGUACCUUAUAAGUCUGCAGAAGGUGUGCAGGCAUUUCAUGCUCGGGCAUGGCUCGAGUGAGCCUGUUUUCUUUAUCUGGAAUGCGGCAUAAUAUCCCUCUCUCACUUCAAUACAGUCUCUGGAUUCGGCACACUCCCUCCAGUGAAUUUUGCCACUCUUCUUGUUGGCCCGGGAUGCUUUCGGAUAGGGGCGGCCAGGUAUUCAACCAGGGCACACGGAGCCUCGAAAUCGAAUGCCUUUUGGAAGUGAACCUAUUGCUGGUCGACUUUGUGCCUCACCCAGAUCCUCUCCUCUUCCUUGCUGAUUGAUAUGUGUAUUACAUGGUCAAUUCACUCCACAAUAACCAUAUCUGAUCUUUUUUUUUUCCUCUACCAACCCACCUUGGCCGCAAAGGGGCAUUUCAACAAUAAUACCGGUACAUUGGCCCAACCGGAUUGUUUUCUCUUUAAACCACGGUUGGGGGCGCUGUCCGACCCUGUCUGACGGUGAAAGACCCCGUUCCUCCUUGCAUCUGGAGUUAGCUCCGCCUCUUGGUCCCGUCCCAAAGUCCGAUUCGAUUUCCUGUUUGUCCCCUUUUUGGACAAAGGAACAACUCGCCAUCGAUGCGAACACAUGAGUAAAUUUCUUGCCGCAUUCGUGACGUUCAGCCUUCUCGGCAUUCUUUGAGUUAAGGUUGCUGAUGACCAGAACCUGCUCUCUUAAUCUCCAAUAGCAUUCCACCCCGUUGUCCAGUCGCCCAAUUCUCUGUUUGUCUGUUUAUGAUAAUGUCUCGCCUGUAAUUUCUUGGUGUGUGGUCAAGUCAACGCAAGGCGCCAGACAAAACCUGUCCCUCCGACUGCAAAGAAACUUCUCGGGUUACCCAACAUCUUCUCCGCCUGUUCCUGAAGCAAACACUGCCUCGUCGGCGACGAAGAACCUCGUUGAACAAGGACCACAGAGUCCUCCUGCAAAAUCUCGCGCUAUGUCCAGGUCAACACAGGCCCUGAUGGGUAGAGUCGUCGUUGCUGCGAUGGCCCUGUCAUCAAGCGCCGUUGCACAAGAAGCAGGCUGGAUGGAAAACCAGAUCAACUCCACGAUGUGCACAUGGGAAGCACUGCGAGCUAUCCAAGUGAAGGACACUCUUUACUUAGAUGGAGGCCAUCUUGCAUGGGCCCCAGGACUUGCGGAUGGGUCGUACGGCCCUUAUAUCGUGGACGACAACCCCUUGGGGUACAUGUACAGUCUCAAUUUCGGCAAAUCCUUUAAUACGUCGGCCAACAUAAGUUCCAUUCUGGGGACUAUAUCCAAGGGCGGCGCCAGUUUUGCGCCGAAUUACGUAGACGGUGCGUUGAUGGGAAACGACAAUGAAUUCUACUUCUAUGGUGGCAUGACACGGCGCAGGGACAGUGUGGCGGCGCCUCGUGCAGACGACAUUCUCAGUUACAAGGCAUCAGGAUCGGGGGUCAGCUUCCGACGUGGAUUCGAAAUCGCGCGCCUGCCGCAAGACAAAGACAUAACCCGCUAUGUGGCCUACGGCGGCGCGGCAAGCGCCCCAUCGGAAAACAAGGCCUUUUACUUCGGAGGCUUGCGAUCCCCAUCACAUGGCGAGAUUUUCCAGCCCCAGAGCCAGAGCACGAUCCCAAUCACUCCUGUCAACGUCUCGAAUACAUUGAUUACCGUAGACCUCACUCAGGAUGCCGACAAACGGUGGAACAACAUUACACUGCCUGACGACAUCAAAGGUCGUGCCAACCCCGAGCUGGUAUGGGUUCCUUACGGCAAACAGGGACUUUUGCUUGCUAUCGGAGGUGUGACAUUCCCAGAAUAUGCUUUUAAUACCCGUCGAUCGGCCAAUCAAGCCCAGGCAGAUUCCGAUGGUCGCGGAUUCAUGAAUACGAUUGACGUUUACGACAUCGCCAACGAUAAAUGGUAUCAGCAGCCCACCAACGGACAGCCACCGGGAACCAUGGCCCGAGGCUGUACUGUGGUGGCCCCCGCACAAGACAUGUCUAGCGUCAGCAUAUACUGGUAUGGAGGAUACAACGGACUCGACCCGCUGAAGGAGUUUAGUGACGACGUCUAUCUCCUCUCGCUCCCUUCAUUCCACUGGAUGAAGGUAUACUCUGGAAAGCCCAGUCACGCUCGCGCAGGCCACAAAUGUGUGAUGCCUUACCCGGACCAGAUGAUGGUAAUCGGAGGGUUCACCCCAUUGACAGGAGCGAGGUCCUCCUGUGUGGAAGGAAGUGUGAUCCAGGUCUUCAACCUGACCUCACUGAAGUGGCUGGACUCGUACGAUCCCGCAAAGUACAACAAGUACGGCGUCCCUUUGAUGAUAAACGCCAUGAUUGGUGGCGAUGAGCACGGCGGCGCUACCUUGAAGUCACCCGACCCUACGGGAUGGAAGACUGCAGAGCUUGGUAGCGUUUUCGCGGAAACUUAUCCAACAUCGAAAAUCUCCACACACUACCCAUAUGCCUCUGCCGCCAGUGAGGGCUCACAAUCGGGUGGCAGUGGCAGUAGCGGUGGCCCUCCCAGCUUCACGUGGCCCCUUGUUGGUUCUCUCGUUGGCAUCGUUGUCAUUGCGAUCAUCGCCCUUGCCAUUAUAUGCUUCAGGCGCCGCCGCCGCCAAGCUCAGGGCGACGGCCUGGUAACUGAGGAGAGAGAUGAGAAUGGCAACAAGAUUAUUUCCUGGAUGCGUGGCCAUCCUAGCGAAGGCAAGGCGCCGACAGUGACCGCAACAGAGGAUACCUAUUUCACCCCUGACAUGGAAACUGGCACCCCUAUUACCCCUGGAAUCGUUCAGCCGGUGCCUCCUGUCACACCUGUUUUUAAGCCAGCCCCGCCGCCGGCAGAGAUGAUGGAUACGCAGGUAGCUGAGCUGAUGGACACAUCUCCCCGAAUCGAGCUGCAAGACACAGGCCUCACGCCCGUAGAGAUCAUCAACAAACACUCACACCUGCAUCAGAACCACGGGGGCUCCAUCCACAGCUCUAAUCUAUACUCUUCAAUAAACCAGACUGACCAUGCCUCAGGUAUCUCGAGAGUUUCGGGACCGAGCGAAAGUGGCUUCCGCAAUGGUGACGCUGUUCCAGGUAUCCGUCCCGAUUCGCCAUCUCUUGGCUCAGUAGGCGGAUACGGCGGUGUCGGAGCAGGUGUCGGAAUGGCUGCUGCUCAAAACUACCAGCCCGAUCGCCAACAAAGCCCAUCUCCUCGCAACGAGUCGGGUGUCUCAGGAAUCAGCGACCGUGACCGUCGACACUUGCGACACUUGUCCGAUGAGACGGUGUCUUCGGUCCAUAGCGGUACAGCCACCGGCUCUCCUGGGCGCGGCCCUUUGUCGCAAUACAUGAACGCCGAUGGGUCAAGUAAUUACACGACCGACAUAUCCUCGGCCCAAGCCAACAGUAUCAUCAGCCCGGCGAGCAGUGGGCCCACGGCGCCAGGCGGCAACCAUCCUUUGGUAGGCACACCACCUCUGGUGUCGCCACCUACCACCGACGACGAGCCCCAGGAUUAUUUGAGUGUGCGGCCGCAGCAGCAAACUCGAGUCAUCAAUGCGCAGCAUGGGAGCCCCUUGAGGAGAAGUGUUUUCCGUGAAAGUGAGGAUGAUUUAGGCGGACGUAUGUGAGCUGCCAUGGUCACUCUUUUUUAUUUAAGUGAGUCAACGUAGAAUAAGUUUUUGUGUCAUUGGCAUCGGGCGUUUUUUAUUUGCUUUUCUUUUUUAUUCCUCUUUGUCGAAUAUCAAGAGCCACUCUUGGCCAUUUCUUGGAAAUACUGCUAUAUUAUGAGCUUUGUUUAUGCAUUUCUCUCUCUUUCUCCCUCAUCAAUGUUAGAAAACAACCAACCUUAGACUAAGUCUGGUGAGGUUACUUGAUAGUCACUAAAUCACAAUGUAAUCGAGCCCUUCUGGUUUUUGUUCUGAUGGCACAAGAGAAGUC
Messenger RNA from Pyricularia oryzae 70-15, 3926 nucleotides. RefSeq lists its product as uncharacterized. Bases 971 to 3616 code for a protein of 881 amino acids. The record is from RefSeq and is a predicted model, not a curated record. Lineage: Eukaryota; Fungi; Ascomycota; Sordariomycetes; Magnaporthales; Pyriculariaceae. The transcript has 5 exons. Gene Ontology annotation, molecular function: protein binding.